Molecule: messenger RNA, 2973 nt
Organism: Kluyveromyces lactis
Lineage: Eukaryota; Fungi; Ascomycota; Saccharomycetes; Saccharomycetales; Saccharomycetaceae
Gene: LRG1
Product: GTPase-activating protein LRG1
Exons: 1
Coding region: 1-2973 (990 amino acids)
Biological process (GO): small GTPase-mediated signal transduction
Cellular component (GO): cytoplasm
Molecular function (GO): GTPase activator activity
Source: RefSeq, a predicted model, not a curated record
AUGAGCCGUCCAACAAUAGCAAGACCACAUCUAUACAAUGGUCAGCUGCCUAAUACUGAAGAGGUACUGCCGAAUCGUACAGAAAGUUAUAUGGCGGUGAAAUCUAAAUCUUCACCCAGGCCAACAAGACAAUGCGCAGAUUGUAAAAAGCCCAUUCAUUCAAAUGCAUUGAAAGCUCUUGGGUCACACUACCACGAAAACUGCCUUGUGUGUUAUGAUUGCGGGGCUAUCUGCAAACCAAAAUACUUUCCUUAUGACCUGCCCGAUUCGAAAGAAACCGUUCUGUUAUGUCAAAAGCAUUAUUUCACACGAAAUAACCUAUUAUGCUCCGUUUGCAAGGAACCAUUAAGUGGCAUUUAUUUCAAUACCUUUGGAAAACUCUACGAUGAGCAGCAUUUUUGCUGUUCCCUUUGUGGUGAAAAAUGCAAAGUAGACGAGUGUUUUCAUCAUUACGACAACCUUUACUGCAAGUAUCAUUUCCUAAAGUACCUCUCGAGGCGAUGUGAAGGAUGUGGCUAUCCGAUAUCAGACCAGUAUAUUGAAUUCCAAAAAGGUGAUAAAAUGGAAUGUUGGCAUACAGAAUGUUACGGUAUUCACAAAUAUUGGCAUGUUACUAUUUCCCCUGAAGAUUUUGGGCUACCGAAUUUGAAGGUGUAUCGCAUUGAAGAAUACAAUGCAGAGAAUGACAAUCACCCAGACUUAAAAGAAAUGGAUUGUAAUAUUCUGACUUUCAAUAAAACGCUAUCAAAAAUUUGGACUGUUUUAUAUCGUUUCGAGGAGGAAACUGCAAACUGUGUUUCUGAUAUGUUUCAGUACCUUACGGGCUUAGACCAAAACAAUGGAUUAGACGCUUCGGCUUUGCUGGUUUUGAAGGUCAGUUGUCUUUUGAAAGCCAUAGAUUCCCUCGAUACCCUAAGAAUCUAUCAAACCAAAUUAUCUUUCUCAGCGAAUGACCAUCCAGGAUUGAGGUCAGACCAAAAGCUUAAGACUUUUAUCAAAAUGCAAACCAAAAUACCAAACAAGCUUUCUACUAAAAUAAUGAUUUAUCUGCAACUACUCAGGAAGAUCACUAGUAGCAGCAAUUCAGAAAAUGAUGUUGAUGUAAACUCAUUCAUAAGCGUCAUUACAGGCAUUGCUCAGUUUUUGAAGCUUCUGAUACGAGAUAGCCUAACUAAUGCGCUAGAAUACUGUAAAAUGACCAAAUCUUCCAGUGCACUACUCAAAUAUCUGAGGGAGAUAGAAAAAAAUGAAGAUUAUCAAGAGCAGCCUUUUGAAUACAUAAACAUUACUAUAAACGCGACGGACUCAUGCACUUACUGUGGGAAAUAUAUUAAAGAUGCAUGUAUCAAACAUGGAAUACGGCGCUGGCACAAAGAAUGCCUUCGUUGCUCAGUUUGUAAUAAAUUCAUUGAUAACCAUGAGCUAUCAGAAGCAGCUUACAACGACAAAACUUCUGAGGUACAUUGUGGCAGAUGUUCUGUGGAUGAUCCUAAUUCCAAAGUAGGGUUUAAGUCUGUCAGUUGUUUGGAACAGCUAAUAUUUCUGCUCCAAAUUGCCUUAGUCAGAUCAAAAACUGUUAUGAAAUAUAACUCAGAUUACGCUAAUACUUCUAAAAACGCCAUCAGAAACAAGUCUAUGCAACAAACAUAUAUUCGGACACUGAACGACGUUAAAAGGUUGAAAUAUAGAAGAACAAGCAUGAAGGUUUCAUGCAACAAGGAAGAGGUGAGGCAAUCUCGUGUAAUUGAAACAGAAGAACGUAGGGUUGAUCAAGAUAUCGCUGGCGAGAAAGAUCUGGUUAUACAAACCGACCAACGUAAUAUUAAAAAACAAAGUACAAUUUUCGAAGGAACUAAAUCCCUGACUUUAGAUGAUAUUUCUCGAAUAGUAGCUACUGAAAAAUCAAGGGAAUUGAUUCCGGGCACCAACAAAGAUUUUACAGCUUCAGGUGAUAACGUGCCAACCAAAAAAGCUACGAAUAGUAAUAUCUAUUAUUCAGAACUGACUUCAGAGCAAUAUUAUAUUUUACAAAUUAUUGCCUUUUCGUUACUUAAUAGCGAAGGAUUUGAUAUGCAACAGAUAAAACCGCCAGAUUUUCCUCACAAGAUGUCGAAUAAUAACGGUCUAUGGACAAAGUUCAAAACGAUUAUGGGCGGAAAAGAAUCAAAAAAAUCCUCAUACAAGAAAGUAUUUGGAACACCUUUGGAGUACCUCACAUCACAUUGUGGAGUAGAGUCAGACUUGGGUGUGGGGCCCUCAAAACUCAAAAUUCCAAUCCUUGUAGACGAGCUAAUAUCAAGUUUACGUCAAUUGGAUAUGUCUGUUGAAGGAGUUUUCCGUAAAAAUGGGAAUAUAAGACGCUUGAAACUUCUGGUGGAGGAAAUAGACAAUCAACCACAACAUUGUCCGGAUCUAUCUAAAGAAAAUGUAAUCCAACUGUCUGACUUACUAAAAAAGUUUUUGAGAGAGCUACCGAAUCCUCUUCUUACUUUCAGUCUUUACAAUCAUUGGAUCAAUGCGACAAAAUUAUCUGAUCAGAAAAGGAAAGAAAGAGCCUUGGAAUUAUUAUAUACCAUGCUUCCAAGAUACUACCGAAAUGUUGCUGAGGUUAUCUUUUCUUUCCUUUACUGGGCGUCCUCGUUUUCUCAUGUCGACGGUCAUAGCGGAUCCAAAAUGGAUAUUCAUAAUCUAUCAACAGUUAUCGCUCCAAACGUCUUAUAUCGAGAAGCAGACAAUGUUUCUAACUUCCAAACGACGACCCAAGCUGAAACCUAUGUGGAUGCGUUUGCCAACAAUGAAGCUGAAGAAUACUUCAUUGCGAUUGAGGCAAUAGGUUACCUCAUAACUAAUAAUGAAAAACUCUCAAUGGUGCCAAAAUAUUUAUCAGAUCUACUGGAUCAAGCCGAACAACAGCAGAUAAACUCCUUGGAAGACAUUAGAAAUUUUAUCAAAAAUAGAAACAGAACCAAUUGA